AUGGCACGCGUAACCCUCUCCCCUGCAGCACGCUGUGCUACUCUGCGCUUGCCCCAGUGCCUCUCAACACCAAGCCCACACACUGCACCGUACUACGCGGUUUCCCUCACUGUCCCCGUUUUGUCUGGUUUUUGUGCCCCGCCGGGCGGGGGCGGGGCUCGGCCCUACGGGCGCGGCGGAGAGGUGGCAUCUGCUGAAAUUAGUACUCCUGUGUCUACGAGGACUAGAAGAAGAAGUAAAUCAGUUCAUAAGCCAGAGGUAAUUCAGGAAUCUCAGUUUGAAGAGGUGGAUCAUGCAGAAACAAAGUCAGAUGUCAGUGAUAGCUUAGAGAUGCAAAUUACUAGAAAUGAGAACACGACUGUUCGUUCAGUUGCUGAACCACAAGCUGAUGGCGAUGUGUCAGAAACAGAAUCAAAUUGCUCUGCUGUGUCUGGUCUUCACACACCUUUGUUUGUAAGAGUAACAAGACGACGACAAAUUGUAGUUCCUUGUCAACCGGAUUCUCCUGACAAAAAAAGACAUGACAAGACAGCUUUUCUAAAUAAAUUAAACAGGAUUCUGGAUGAAGAUGAUGUCUCUGAAGCUGAGUCGUGCGCCUCUGCUGUUUCUGGUGUCCAGAUGCCUAAUGUUACCAGAACUACAAGAAGCAAACAAAGCAAAAAGAAAUUGCAGCCAGAUACAGUUCGUGAAGCCCAGAGUGAAGAUAUUGCUGAUGCAGAGUCAUGCUGCUUAACUUCUCAUAUGGAACCACCCAUCACUACCAAACGAGUUACUAGGAGCAUGCAAAUGAAAUCACAAGCAGAAAAUGCUAAGCAGCCUGAGAAGGGAAACGGAGUUGUUUCAGAAGAUGAAAAUUUAAUAGAGGACACCAUUGAAUCUGAGCCAGUAAAAAUUUCUGAUUCUAGACCUGAUGCAGAACUUGUCUCUGACACAGAAGAUGCUUCCUCUCUCACUGGAGAUAAUAAAGAAUUUAGUUCACCUAAAAGCAAAUAUUCAUCCAAAUCUGCCAAUACAACCCAGAGUGAAGAUGUGAAAGAAGAUGUUUUGAAUAAUGUAAUACCCAGCAGUCUUACAAAAGUGAAAUUAAGUGACACUGAAUCGCCUGGAAAAAAAGCAGUAAAAAAUGCAUGGUCUGUUGGGGUAGAUGAUUCAGAGGAAGUAUGUGGCCAAAUACAAGAAAAACACAGUAGAAUACUUAGGAGGAAGGGGAAACUAGAGCGUAUGGAUCUUUGUUUGACUGAUUGCAUGAGUCCCAAAAAAAUUUUAGAAUCCAAAGAGCAAAUAACACCAAAUGAAAGUAAAACAAUUCCAGAAUGCAAAAGAGCAGAUGCUGAGGCAGAUGCACAGCAGUCUUUCACCCAUGCUGAAAAAUUAAAAAAGGGGGAGCAAGCUAGUGCCGUGAGCAGCCCACAGAAGGACAUAGCUGUUUUACGAAAAACUGAUAGCAUUGGUGGAUGCGGGGUGCUUGAAAUUGAUGUGGGCCGUGGUGAAGACCAAACGGGAGAAUAUGCUGAAUCUGUAUCCCACAGCAGUGAAAGUGAUGAAUCUGAAAAUAGUGAUGUGGCAGACAUAGGUACAGUUGAAGAGAAUCUGUGUUAUAAAGAGGCAGGUAAGAGGCCUCCUUCUCUCAACAAAUCUUUGAAGGACAGUUCACUGCAUGCUGAAGGGCUUUUUGUAAUUGAUACUGAGCCUGGCAUGAGCUCCAGCCGAAACUAUUACCUAGAUCAGGUAGACCAAGCUAGUGAUGCUGAAAGUAAGCAUGAAGGAAGUGAAAAAGAUGAAGAAUCCUCGGAUCUAGAAGAGGCUGAAGAGGAAUUGAUAGAUGAAGAUGAGAAUGAUGAAGAUGAUGAUUUGUUGAAAAAUAAGAUUGACGUUUUACAUCUUUCCAGCAGCAUAGACCCUGGUUUGAAUAUCAAGAAACUUGGAGGUUUAUAUAUUAGUUUUGAUGCAAAAAAACAGAAGCCUACAUCAAGUGUAAUUAAACAACUGAAGGAGAAGAAGGACCAGCUCUUGCAGAAGAGUAUAAUAACUCCAGAUUUUGAAAAAAAGGAAUGUGUUCCACCCUUCAGGGAAUCACUGCAUCAGCUAAAGAAACAGCGCAGGGCAGAGCGAGCAAAAACAACAGGUGACGGUUGGUUUGGUAUGAAAGCCCCAGAAAUCACAAGCGAACUGAAAAAUGAUCUUAAAGUUUUGAAGAUGAGAGCUUCGUUGGACCCUAAGCAUUUUUAUAAGAAGAAUGAUAGAGAUGGUCUGCCCAAGUACUUCCAGGUUGGAACUGUGGUUGAUUCUCCCAUAGACUUUUACCAUAGUCGAAUCCCUAAGAAACAAAGGAAGAGAACAAUUGUCGAAGAGCUGCUUGCGGAUUCUGAGUUUAGAAGAUAUAAUAAAAAGAAGUAUCAGGAGAUCAUGAGUGAAAAAGCAGCUUUUGCAGCAGGGAAGAGGAAUCGGAAGAAGAAGAAAUUUCACAAUUAA
This is a messenger RNA of Charadrius vociferus (killdeer), 2472 nucleotides long. It is a transcript of the gene DNTTIP2, whose product is annotated as deoxynucleotidyltransferase, terminal, interacting protein 2. The record is from RefSeq and is a predicted model, not a curated record. Bases 1 to 2472 code for a protein of 823 amino acids. Lineage: Eukaryota; Metazoa; Chordata; Aves; Charadriiformes; Charadriidae. Gene Ontology annotation, molecular function: RNA binding. The transcript is spliced from 7 exons. Gene Ontology annotation, cellular component: nucleolus. Gene Ontology annotation, biological process: RNA processing.